This is a messenger RNA of Cryptosporidium ubiquitum, 1110 nucleotides long. Its product is annotated as membrane associated thioredoxin. The coding region runs from base 1 to 1110 and encodes 369 amino acids. The transcript has a single exon. The record is from RefSeq and is a predicted model, not a curated record. Lineage: Eukaryota; Apicomplexa; Conoidasida; Eucoccidiorida; Cryptosporidiidae.
AUGAAAUUGAAAUUGGUUUUAUUAAAUUUAAUGUUAUUUUCAGUGAUUGGGCUUAAAGGGGAGGAAUUUAACACUUCUAUAAAUAAUAAUAAUAAAGCUCAUAAGCUUACAAAGCCUACGGCUUCUGCAUCAUCAUACACAUCUCAUAAACAAUAUUCCUCUGGUCCUAUCAACUCAGAGAAAAAACUUCAAUCCUUUGUUAAAGAACUUAAUGAUAACAACUUUGAACACCUUACACAAUCUGCAACAGGAUCAACAACUGGUGACUGGUUUGUGUUGUUUUAUCUCCCUAAUUGCCAACAAAGCCAAAUGUCUUUGGUAGAGUUGGACAAGCUUUCUGUGAUUGCUAGAGAAAGUUUGAAUGUUGCAAAAAUAGAUGUUUCUAAGAAUCAACAAUUAAUAAACCGUUUUGGAAUCGUUGCUGUGCCUUCCUUUAGAUUCUUUAGAAAUGGAAAGAUGUACACCUACACUGGCAUGAGAAAUGCUGAAGUAAUUAAGGCCUUUAUUUGGAAUAAAGAUUAUAAGAAAUUACCUUCUCAGCCAGUUCCUGAGCCUCUAAGUACUUUUGACAUUAUCGUUUCUGAAAUUAAGCACACCAUUAAUGAUAUAAACAAGCUCAUCAAACUGGCUCCGCUUGUUACAAUUAUUAUUCUCCUUAUUGGCUUCUUUACUGGAAUUGGUGUCACGAACAUCUUCUCUAGGAGCUCCGCCAGACCCAAGACUAUUAAAAGCAAUGGCAAGCCAAAGUACGAUCACUACUCUGAUAAUGAACAAGAACACGAGGAAGAGGAUGAAGAUGAAGGCGAAGAAGAAGAGGAAGAAGAUGAAGAAGAGGAUGAAGAGGAAGAAGAGGAAGAAGAUGAGGAAGAAGAAGAGGAAGAAGAAGAGGAAGAAGAGGAAGAUGAGGAAGAAGUCGAAGAGGAAGAGGAGGAAGAAGAGGAAGAGGAGGAAGAAGAUGAGGAAGAAGAUGAGGAAGAGGUCGAGCCAGUGCAUCUCAAAACUCCACAAAGAAACAGAAGAACCGCACCCAGCAACCCCGCCAAGGAGGAAAGAUUAAAUAAUACUUAUAAUACGAGCGUAAGGAGAUCCAGUCGUUUAAGAAAGCCAUAA